CCGUUCCCCCUUUGGAAGUAGGGAGCCUGGGGGCCAGUCCCGCGCAAAUCACCGCCAGGGGAGAAGUGGCUGGAUCCCUCCUACGGCCUCUCCCCGCCCCUUCUUUUUUUCCUGGGUUGACCCUAAGCGCAGGGCGGGCGAGAAAGAAAGGAUUGGAAGGGGCUCCCGAGGGGUGGGGCUGGCGGUCUCUCGCCUUCCUCUUCCCUGUCCCGUUGGCCGAAAGGGUUAACAGGCAGCUGACAACAUCGGCCGCCGAGCCCCGCUGGCUUGCCAUAAACAUCUGGGGAGAGUUCUGGCCACUGGCAGUCUCUGAAUGGCUCCAGAAGGAAGGAACGAGCGCGGAGAAGUUUAGGUUUCAUUGCAACAAAGGAGAGAUCCAAGUCUAGAAGAUGCCUGUUCCACCUCCUCCAGCUCCACCACCUCCACCAACAUUUUCUCUGGCAAACACAGAGAAGCCUUCUUUGAACAAAUCAGAGCAGGCAGGACGAAAUGCUUUAUUGUCAGAUAUCACCAAAGGGAAAAAGCUGAAGACAGCUGUCACCAAUGAUAGGAGCGCCCCAAUUCUUGAUAAACCAAAAGGGCCAGGUGGCGGAGGUGGUAGCUCGGGUUUCUCCAGUGGUGGCGGUGGCAGCUGUAACAGCGGCAAUAGCUAUGGUGGAGGUGGACCACCUGGCUUAGGAGGAUUGUUCCAGGCAGGAAUGCCGAAACUUAGAUCUACAAGCAGAGAUAAUGAUUCUGCAGGAAACAGAGCUCCAGUGUUUCCACCAGGAGGGCGAGCAACAUCUGCAAAGCCCUUUUCACCUCCAGGUGGAGCAGGCAGAUUUCCGGGCCCUUCUGGACUAAGAGCCCUGGCUCCAGAUGCACAGAGAAACCGAAUGCCUCCCUCAAGACCUGACGUUGGCUCCAGGCCUGACACGGGUGCUCCCCCUGUGCCAAAUACUCCAAGGCCUAUCCCAUCCAGUCUAUACAACAGGGGAGCCCCCCCUGUGCCAGGGGUCAGCAGACAAGCCAGCUUAGGGCUUACCCCUCCGCCUUUCCCAGGAAAUAGAAAUCCAGGGUCUGGAGGAUCCAUUCGACAAUCACCAGUUAGUCCUCCUUCUCCCUUCUCGAACAGGCCUCCUCUCCCUCCAGUACCAGGUAGGCCAACAGAAGAUAAGACGCCUCCGCCAUUACCUCCAACUGGAAACAGGCCAUCUUUCAGCAGGGAAGCUUCCCUGCCACCUCCUCCACCUCAAAACCACAAGCCACCAAUUCCUUCCACACCACGGCCACCUGCAGCAUCUCAGGUUCCUCCUCCACUUCCCCCAAGUCGGCCAGGCCCACCUCCAGUUCCACCGGCAUCUGGCGGAAAUGAUGAAAUGCCGCGGCUUCCUCAAAGGAACAUAUCACUAGCCUCUCCUCAACCUCCAAGUCUGCCUGGCUCCAGUCGUUCUGGGCCUCCGCUUCCUCCCCCAGUUGAGAGGCCACCCCCUCCUGUAAGGGACCCACCCAGCAGAUCAGGAUCUCUCCCUCCACCUCCACCUCCAUUAACCCGAAAUGGAAGUACUUCCAGGGCACUGCCAGCUACUCCCCAUACUCCCCAGCUUCCUGCAAGAGGAGGAUUUGAAAAACCAAGAGGUGGGGCUGUGCCCCCACUUCCUCCUGACAGGCCAGGUUCUGGAGCACCACCUCCUCCUCCUCCACCACUACCCUCAUCUGCCCUCCGAAAUGGCUUCCAGGAUUUGUCCUGUGAUGAUGAGUGGGAAAGCAGAUUUUCAUUCCAUCCUCUAUCUGACUUGCCACCUCCAGAGCCAUAUGUGCCCAUGAACAAGAGUUAUCCUAGUAAAAUGGCAAAAAAUGACAAUAGAAGUGGAUCCAGUCGCAGAGAAAGAGGAGCUCCACCCCUUCCACCAAUCCCACGGUGAAGUGGACUUACAAUUCCUUUCAGGAUGACUGUUAUCCUUACGUAUUCCUUGAACCUCUCCAUGCAUUCAGAAUGCUCCUUCUCCUACAGCACUUUUGAGCACAACUCCCAACCUUUAGGUCAAGUUAUUGUUUUUUUUUAAUUUUCCUCUUUAAUUUGGUGAAGCUGAAGGACUUGCUUUGGAUGGCCAGCCUGCCUUGGUUUAGAUACAGGCUGGCUGUGAACUUAUUCCCCAUUUCUUGUCAUUACAUUCUACUGGUACCAGUGGAACUUGCUUCCAAUAACUUGCUUUGGGCUGGGUGGACUAUAAUAUUCUUACCUUGAAAACUAUCAUCAAAACUUGUUGGAAACUAUCAUUCAGUGCAUUCUGCUCAGCCUUGUCAUCAACAAGGAGAGAAAAGCUGCCUUGGUUUAUAGCAUAAUAUUCUUAGACAUAAUUCCUAGAGAUGAAAAUCUUCCAUAUUUCUAUGCAUGGAAACCUGGGUCACUUUUUAAACUGUAAUCUCUGUGAGAUUACGGAUCAAUUUGGUCUGGCCCAUUUGACCAUUAAAAAAAACGUGGCACAGUAAUUGCUACAUUCCACCUCUAGAAGGAGAUUGGGAUAAUUAUGUGACAUUUUCCCAGGCAAUCUGUUUGAUCUGUAAUGCAUUGUGGCCUUUUGGAGACCAAAAGAAUGUUGCCAUCAAGAUUGCUUAUAACUUUGGUUACGGCUUUCGCAAAUCCAUCUCAGUCUAGCUGUUGGGCUCAAUCGGAUUGAAUUGGAGAAUUUAAAAAGAAAAAAGACUGUGUGCUUGGUCAUUAGGUUGGGAUGCUGGAAGUGUCACUGUCAUCUUGAGGAUUACACCAUCACUUCACUAAUGGUUAUACUAUCAGAGCUCCCUUCUGAGAUGUAUCUUACCCCAAAGCUUCCCAUUUAUAUGUAAUGUUGUUUACUAAAAAAACCUGUAUUUUGAUCCACAAAAGACAGAUACUCAAAAAUUAUUUAGUGUACCCAAGUAUCAAAGAAUUCCAUUAAGACUUUUUCUGACUUUUUGCUAAUGUCUGUGUCCUGAACCUCCAUUUUUAUUAUGGUACAAGUUGAAACUUGAGUAUGGAAAGUUUUUAUUUGACUCAUAUGUGCUUCAAACAGCUUUUGUGUGGCAGCUACUAAUCAAACAUCCAGAUACAUGUAGGAAAUGUAUAACUACAGGACAAAUUCAAUUGAGCUUCUACAAGCUCUCACGAAGUUUUCAACCUGGGUUCAGAACAGUUUAGCAUUUACAUUCUGAUUUUGCUGCAAUGACAAUUCCUUUCACAGGAUUUUCCUUAUCUGAAAAGCUGCAAGAGAAGACUUGGUUACUGCUGGGUUGAGAUCAUAUGCUUUUGGAAUCCUGGCUGUCAAUAAAUGGAUUUGGCAAUUUACAACAUUUACUUUAAUCUACUAAUACCAACAUAUGGCAAGAAUCCUUGAAGAAUUAUGAUUCUAUACUGAAAUUCACAUGAUAAAUCAAAUACAGUAUCUACUUAGGGAAAUAAAUUCUGAAGAUUUAAUUUCAAGAAUCUCCCCAGUUUUAUCUACCUAAUAUUUCGCAAGGUAGAGGCAGGAGAGAGAUCUUUCAAAUGAUGUCAGCAGGGUCCAUAAGGAAGGUAAAAAAAUCAAGAUGGCAGUCACAGCAGCAUGAUCGAAGCCCUACCCUUUUGCUUCCUGGCUUGACACUGCAUGCAUGUACAGAGAAGCAGGGUUUCAGCUGCGCUGCCACAGCUGUCAUCUUGACUUUUUUGACCUCACCCCUGCAGAUGCUGCUGAGUGAUGUCAUGAAGUAUGGGGUGGGAAGAAGCAGAAAUAUUGACAAAUCAAUGUGCUUAAUGUAAUGUAAUGCAGAAUAGAAUUGGGGAAAGGUAGAGUAAGAUCUCUUAUAUGCAUGAAAAAUAAACUCCUAUCUUUGAGGAAAAAGUCUGAGGAAAAAACUCAAAAACAUUCACAAUGAUGUUUUGGAUAAGUGGCCUUAUCAGCAAAGACUCAUCUCUGUGUAUUUCCUAUUUAUGAUAAACAAAGCAGGAUGGAACUAAAGAGACCAGAAAAUAGAACUUUGCAUUUUCGGUAUAUGAGUGUGUGUGUAUGUUUGUAUUGUUUUUAAAUUUACUUUUUGGAUUAAAAUACGCUUUGUUUUAGUGUUGAGGUUCAUUCUUUGAACCCACUUCUGUGAUAGAAUUCUUAUAUAUGAGUACCUUUCAGGAUCCAAAGAUUUUGCUGUCAAAUCAGAGAAUUACACCAACUAUGAUCAGAAAUAUGUUGCAGCACUUUUCAGGGUCAUACCUGGUCUACAAGUAGAUUUUUCAGUGGACUUUUGCCCUUUUUGUACGUACUUAGCAAUUCUGACAUCCUGUACAUACAGUAUUCGUCAUUCCAGUUUCAGUCUGAUUGCCCUUCUACGGUAUAUAUGUGUGGAUUAUAAACAACUUCAACAUGAUGCAAAAAAGAUGAUUAUUUACGUUUUGUUGCAGGAACUGGAAUAUUUAUGUUUUCUGUAUUACACAGAGGAGAUUUUUUUUUUAAUGUUCCGAAAUCUCUGCAUCUUGUGUAUGUAGUUUGAUAGUCAAUUUCUUUCUUUUAGCAUGUAAAGUGAAUAUGCAGAAAGGAAUUCCAAAUCCACUGCAAUUGCGGUAGUUAAUGUAAUAGAACAUUUUGAGCUAGAAAUGUUGGACAAACUGAUGCAUCAAUGAAAGGGCCUGUCGUACCUGCACUCGCUCUUGUGCUAGUGGAUCAGCCAUCAGAUUAAUAAGGUUAUAGAGCAGUGUUCUUUUGCCAGUAAAUCAGGAUCGGUUUUCUUCAACUCGGUGCCUUCUAGCUCCAAUGGGAUGACAGUUCCAAAUCUCAGAUCUUCCAACCACCUUGACCAUUGCUGAUUAGGAGUGAUGGGAGUUGUAACUCCAACACCUCCAGCAAGAACCAGUUUAGGAAAAACUAGUCAAGAUAUAGAGAUGUGAAGAAGUAUAUUCAGCCAGGGAUAGAAAGAGCAGGCAAAUAAUAAAAAUACCUGUACUGCGCUUAGUUAUGUUACGUUACUGUGCUUAAUUAUAAGCACAUAUCAGAUAAAAUUGCUUACAAUAACUACUAUUAUUACUACUACUAAAUAGCUGCCAUUUCUGUGGUAUUUAGAAAAUUAGAUCCAUCUUUUUUUUUACUGUUAAUUGAUCGAAGAAUUAACUUGGCAAAUUAAUUCUAGUGCAAUAUGAUCUGAAAUUCCAACCAAAGCCUUAUCGUUUAGAAUGUGAUGUGGCCUUCAGAGAGAAACUAAGGCUUCUCUCUUUCUCAGAGGAUAAUUUGUUAGCACUUUCUCUUCUAUAGGAAUCUUCCUUAAAGAGUUUAUGUUAAAUAUUGUAAGAAAAUAUUUCAAAGGAGAAAAGAUUUGUUUUGGUGGUGUAAACCACAUCUCUUUUUCUUUCACCAGAUAUAUUUUAAAAACAACAUGUUUAACACAUUUUAGUACAGGUAUUUUAGAGUACAUAUUUAUUUGACUAUGCACAGUAAUUAAACAGGGAAAAAUAAAAUAAGAUUUUCACCACUGGUGCCUUGAAACAUUUUUAAAACCACUUUUAAAGUAUCCGAAUGGCUGCUUUGAAAAGAAACAGGAUCUUAGAUCUUAUUUUCUCCAGCACCACUGUGAAUUUCAAAUAUAAAAUUUGUACUUUCUAGCUAUAUCAUGUGUGAUAUUCAAACAUACAACCUAUUCACUAUUUAGCAACUAAUCUUAAAAACUUACUAUACAGAAAUAUAAUGAAUUGCAUAGGACUUAUCAGACUGCAAUUUUAACAUCUUUAUUCUAGCAGUGGCUUGGAUGGACUAGAUCAAUGGAAAUUUGAGGUGGAUGUGUUUAAAAUUUGAAAGGAGCCAAAGUUUAAACCCUUUUGAUAUGAAUGAAAGAAUCAAAUGGGUUGUGAAAUAACAGGAUAUGCAUUUUAAAUAAAUGAUCAUAUUCCCACCUCUUCUUAUAUGAUUGCAUAUAUAUCAUGGAGUAAAGCAUGCCCAUAUUGUAAAUAAGAUGGUUUUUAUUUGACUUUACUUUGGGUUAUUAACAUGCUUAUCUUAAAGUACAUGUAUAUGAGAAACUAGAUGGCAAGUGAAUUUCUUGCAUGUAUGAAGGAAUAAAAAUUAAAAUGAUGCCAA
Molecule: messenger RNA, 6050 nt
Organism: Candoia aspera
Lineage: Eukaryota; Metazoa; Chordata; Lepidosauria; Squamata; Candoiidae
Gene: WIPF1
Product: WAS/WASL interacting protein family member 1
Exons: 8
Coding region: 390-1904 (504 amino acids)
Molecular function (GO): actin binding
Source: RefSeq, a predicted model, not a curated record